Messenger RNA from Lagenorhynchus albirostris (white-beaked dolphin), 1753 nucleotides. RefSeq names its product transcription factor 24 (gene TCF24). Gene Ontology annotation, biological process: regulation of transcription by RNA polymerase II; developmental process. The transcript is spliced from 5 exons. Bases 308 to 892 code for a protein of 194 amino acids. NCBI's taxonomy places the organism in Eukaryota, Metazoa, Chordata, Mammalia, Artiodactyla, Delphinidae. Gene Ontology annotation, molecular function: DNA-binding transcription factor activity, RNA polymerase II-specific; protein dimerization activity; RNA polymerase II transcription regulatory region sequence-specific DNA binding. The record is from RefSeq and is a predicted model, not a curated record.
ACGGGCUGCUCGGAGAGGACUGAGUCCCCUGCACGGCACCUCAGGUGCCUGCGGACGUCAGCUGGUCCUUCUGCGGUCAUCCCACGCCGAGCUUGGCCAGCACGCACGCCUCGCCUCGCAGGAGCCCGCAUAAAAGGCGCGUCCGGCCCAGGCUGGAAGCGGCCGUAGCCUUCGGCUGGACGAGGAUGGAGUGACCGGCGCGGUCCUGGCCACGCAGACCCAGCUCGACGCUCCUCGCCUGCUCUCGCAGCGGAGCCGAACCUCGUACGGCCGCUCCAGGAAAGGGCGCGCGGCGCCGGAAGCCGCUAUGGACAGCGGCGGCCCCGCAGGCAGCCACCUGAUCGCCAGCAACGAGCCCGCGCCACCGGUAGCCGCCACCCGAGACUCGAGCCAGGGACGGACCGGACCGGGGCCGGCGGGCCCAGGCGGCGGUGCGCGCUCGGGGGGCGGGAGGCCGGCGGCAGCAAACGCGGCGCGGGAGCGCAGCCGCGUGCAGACUCUGCGGCACGCCUUUCUGGAGCUGCAGCGCACGCUGCCGUCGGUGCCGCCGGACACCAAGCUGUCCAAGCUGGACGUGCUGCUACUGGCCACCACCUACAUCGCGCACCUCACUCGCAGCCUGCAGGACGACGCCGACGCACCGGCGGAUCCCGGACUGGGCGCUCUGCGCGGGGAUGGUUACCUACACCCUGUCAAGUUCUGGAGGCUGGAAAGUCCAAGAUCAAGGUGCUGGCCAAUUCACUUCCUAAAAUGGCCCAUGCGAUCAAGAUUGUACAUUGGUGCUACUGGUGUAAAGUUCAUUCAUUUCUCGAUAACCCACAGUUUUAAAGUUGCUGGGUUUCAUCCAAGAUUAUUAAAUAGAAAUGUGUAUGAAUGGACUUGGUUGAAUUAAGAUAGCAGCAGAACCACCAUUUCAUUUUCUCCUCCGUUUAACUCCAGCUUUUGGCAGUGAAAUGAAGUAAAAGACUAUCUGAAGGCAAAAACUAUCAUUCAGUUGAUUCGAGGAUGAUCAUGUUUUGACUCAUGUCUUAUAGUUAGUUUGUAAUUUUUAUUAUUUUAAUGUGAAUAUACUCCUUGUAAUGUGACCAAAGCAUGUCUUUAAAAGAAAAGCCAUACAAUGAAAGCUGUCUACAUAUUAAUAUGUAGCAAAAAUGUUUGUAUAUUUAAAUAUUUGUGAGUAUAUUUACCUACUCAUAUACCAUUGAAAGGAAUAAAAAGUAAAAUGAGAUGGAUUCAGCCAUUCACUAUCAUAAGUUAUUGGAAUAAAAAGUGCUAAGAAUAAUCUUUUAUCUUAAGGUAUGAAAUCAGAACUUCUUUAAAGUUACCUGGAACUGAACUGUAAACACUAAAUGUGCUAGCAAGAAUUUCAGAAAAAAAUGGUUUUAUCGCUAAUAAUCUAUUUGGUUAUAGUUGUUAAAGCAUUUAACUGGGGAAAAAUUAUGACUAUUGUUGAAUUAUCAGACUUUUCUAAAUCCUCCUGUUAAAUCAUUAGUCAUUGUCUUAAACAGUAUUACUUUUUAUUUCUUCUUGUCCAGUUACAAAUGUUUUAAUGCCAAAGAACUAUAUUUCUGUCAUAGGUUUUCAUAACAUUUUAUUAAAUUGCUAAAUAUGCUAACAGCUUUUGGUAGAUUGGGAAAUCUGAGGUGAAAUUGCAUAUUUUCACCCAAAGUUUCCAAGGAGCAUGCUGCUUUGAUUAAUGGUGCAUGGUCAAGAUAAAGGAUAAGAUAAAAUAAAGCACUAAUUUGAAAAGUAA